This is a messenger RNA of Misgurnus anguillicaudatus (oriental weatherfish), 2857 nucleotides long. RefSeq names its product StAR related lipid transfer domain containing 3 (gene stard3). NCBI's taxonomy places the organism in Eukaryota, Metazoa, Chordata, Actinopteri, Cypriniformes, Cobitidae. Gene Ontology annotation, biological process: cholesterol transport. The record is from RefSeq and is a predicted model, not a curated record. Gene Ontology annotation, molecular function: cholesterol transfer activity; cholesterol binding. Gene Ontology annotation, cellular component: endoplasmic reticulum membrane; late endosome; endoplasmic reticulum-endosome membrane contact site.
GCUUGCGUCGGGCGUCGCGUGAUUCAGUUUGCAUUCCAACAGCGAGCGCACGAGCCGCCGAUCAGCUGGGAGAUGUGACGUAGUCUCACUUCCGGUUUUGCUCACGCGGAAGAGAGAGGCUGACAGAGAAUGAUGCGCUGAUUCUGGUCCUCUGUCCCCACGUUUUGUUUGUAGGUAUGCCGGGCGACGUGGGCUACAGGGAGUUGGACGGCAGUCUCCCGGCCAUUGCUUCCCUUAACGCAUCAUAUUCCCAGACGUCUCUGUCUCUGCCCUCCCCUUAUUACAUCCCGCCCGGAGAGAGGAAAGCCUUCUCAGAUGUGCGCAGGACGUUUUGCCUUUUUGUUACAUUCGAUCUGCUUUUCAUCACUUUGCUCUGGAUCAUCGAAUUAAACACGAAUAAGAGUAUAUGGGACAGUCUUGAGAAUGAGGUCGUAAACUAUAACUUUCAGUCAUCUUUCUUUGAUAUCUUUGUAUUAGCUGUGUUCAGGUUUCUAUGUUUGCAGCUCGGUUAUGCCGCAUUUCGACUGAGACAUUGGUGGGUUAUUGCGAUCACUACCCUGGUCACCACCGCCUUCCUGAUUGCUAAAGUCAUCUUGUCGAAUUUGUUCAGUCAGAACGCGUUCGGAUAUGUUCUUCCCAUCACAUCAUUUGUGGUGGCGUGGUUGGAAACCUGGUUCCUGGAUUUUAAAGUUCUUACACAGGAAGCAGAGGACGAGAGAGCAUAUCUGGCGGCGGUUCAUGCCGCGUGCGAGCCGGCUCCUAUGAUCUUCCCUAGGCCUGGGUCUGAUGGACAGUUUUAUUCCCCACCUGAAUCCUUGGCAGGCUCUGACGAAGACCUCGAUGAAGAGGGGCUCGGGAGAAAAGCAGUAACAGAACAGGAGAAAGAGUUCGUAAGACAGGGACGAGAGGCCAUGGCAGUGGUUGAACAGAUACUGACACAAGAGGAAAACUGGAAGUUUGAGAAGAGUAAUGAGCUGGGAGAUGCAGUAUAUACACUGGAAAUCCCCUUCCAUGGAAAGACGUUUAUUUUAAAGGCUCUCCUGCAGUGUACGGCAGAGCUGGUGUAUCAGGAGGUCAUUCUGCAGCCAGAGAAGAUGGUGUUGUGGAACAGGACAGUAUCUGUGUGUCAGAUUCUGCAACGAGUGGAUGACAACACGUUGGUGUCGUAUGAUGUGUCUGCAGGAGCUGCCGGCGGUGUCGUGUCUCCAAGGGAUUUUAUAAAUGUUCGUCGGGUGGAGCGCAGGCGAGACUGCUACAUCUCUGCAGGAAUGGCAACCAAUCACAUCUCCAAACCACCUCACGGCCGCUACGUCAGAGGGGAGAACGGUCCUGGUGGGUUUGUGGUGUUGAAAUCCAGCAGUAAUCCCUCAGUUUGCACUUUUAUCUGGGUGCUUAAUACAGACCUCAAGGGUCGCCUGCCGCGUUACCUCAUCCACCAAUCGCUGGCUGCCACCAUGUUUGAGUUCAUGUCUCAUCUCAGACAGCGGAUAAAUGAAGUUCACGUCACCUACCGGUGAUCUCGACCUUACAUCGUGGUAACAAAUUACACUGUGCCAUAGUUUCUUCCGUAAACCACAGAUGCCACAAGGAGAUUUGAGAGACGGGAGGUUGUUGGCAUCUAUGAAACACUUGAAACUAUGAAACUGAAGAUUGUGUACAGAAGUCGAAUACUUGCUUACAGCACAUGGACCGAUCCAUGUCAAAUACUAAGUGGACUUGAAAUUUGGCUCAAAACAGGACAGCUCAUGGCAUUUAAGAGGUCAGGGUGAAAAUACUGUAAUCCAAUGUGCCUAAAACCACUGUCGCGCUCAAAGCAAACAGGACUGAAAUGGGAAGGAGGAUUAUUUUGUGAGCCAAAUAUGCUGUGAUAUCUUUUGUUUUUACUGAUGCCUUAAUCAGACAUGCAUAUACGUUAAUGCUAGUAAUAAUAAUACAUAUAUACAAUAUAUAAUAGCAUGUGUACAUGAGAGGACCUUAACUGUUGAUGUUAUCAAAACACUGAAAUCACAUCUCUAAAUGUAUACAUUUAAAUUAUCAAAUCAUUUUGUAUCGAAUCUCACAAAACCUGUUUCAAAAAUUAUAUUGGUUUACAAAAUGGCUGAUUUUGAGGUGAAUGUGACCUCUACAGUUUACCUGCUAAUGUUGAUGGGUAAAAUGGUUAUGCAAUUACAGCUUUAACCAGUACUGUGGGUCCGAAUAUCUGCACCAACCAUUUAAUAAAUGUUUUUCUCUAUGAAUAUACUGUAAUUCAUUAAAAAUAACCUGACAGGCCUUCACAUUAUACAAUUAUAUUUCAUCUUUUUCUGUUUGUUUUCUCACAGAGCAUUACUGUCAACACUUUAUUUGUUCACACAUGGCACGUUUAUACAAGAUGUAGCUUAUAUGAAACAUAAACCAGUUUAAGUUAAGUCACCAUAAAUCACUUACCGUUAAUGUGCACGUUUUUAUUUUACAUUGAUGAUGCAUUGAUUUUAUUAUAAUUUAUUAUUAUUUUGAUCAAGAGAAAUGGCGCUCUGAUGUAUUACAGGGUAUUUGGCUUGACGUACAGUAAUGUCACAUUACAAAAUGUUUGAUUGAUUGAUGAAUGAUUUGUAAACCAUUUAUUUUUGUGCCUUUGUUAUUUUUAGCCUCACUGAAAUCACAGAUUCAGGAUUUCUCGUUUUCCUUUCGUCCUUGUAUAGAUGUUUUGGAGCCUUAUAUGCUGACAUUUUAAUUUCGGAUCGACAUUUUGAAGUUCAGGUUCUGUUCUGAAUGUGUUAUUUUUAUACUUUAUUUUUUUAAGGGCCUGUAAAGUUUGUCAUGUAAUUAAUAGUUUGUUUUUUAUGAUGAAUCAACAUUUAAUAAAACUAACAAACGA